AGGCUAUUCUCUUUGGCCCCCCUCAUUCCGCGCCCAGUCUCAAAACGCUCUUCCUGGUUUUAACUGAAUGUCAAGACACUUGGCUACAAAUUGUCAAAAAAGUCAAAAGCAGCCUAGUCAGAGGAGGAUGGAGCAACGAAUGAGAUGCCAGUAGUUUAAGGAAAAUUUCAGAUUUUGGAAACUUGGCUUUACACAAUGAAACACGAAUGAGAAGCUGAGAGACAACUGUAAAACAUUCAGAAACGCGUAUCAUCGCAGCUGGCUAGCUUUACAGAAGUGAACUAUCUUGAAGAAAACAAUGGAGAACAAGGACAAAGUACAAAUGAGGACACACCCACGCAGGCAGCUAAAGAAGCUCAGUGAAGACAGUUUAACCAAGCAGCCAGAGGAAGUCUUUGAUGUGCUAGAGAAACUUGGCGAAGGGUCCUAUGGCAGUGUAUUUAAGGCCAACUAUAAAGAGACUGGGGAGAUUGUUGCCAUCAAGCAGGUCCCUGUGGAGUCUGACCUGCAGGAGAUCAUCAAAGAGAUUUCCAUCAUGCAGCAGUGUAACAGUCCCCAUGUUGUGAGGUACUACGGAAGUUACUUUAAGAACAGUGACCUGUGGAUCGUAAUGGAGUACUGCGGAGCUGGCUCCGUCUCCGACAUCAUUCGCCUGCGCAACAAAACGCUAACAGAGGAUGAGAUCGCCACCAUAGUGCAGUCCACACUGAAGGGACUGGAGUACCUGCACUUUAUGAGGAAGAUCCACAGAGACAUCAAGGCAGGGAAUAUCCUGCUAAACGCAGAGGGCCAGGCCAAGCUGGCUGAUUUUGGGGUGGCGGGACAGCUGACCGAUACCAUGGCCAAGCGGAACACAGUGAUUGGCACACCAUUCUGGAUGGCCCCUGAGGUGAUCCAGGAGAUUGGUUAUAACUGUGUGGCAGACAUUUGGUCCCUGGGCAUCACAUCCAUAGAAAUGGCAGAGGGAAAGCCUCCCUAUGCAGACAUCCACCCUAUGAGGGCCAUAUUUAUGAUUCCUACCAAUCCUCCACCGACGUUCCGAAACCCAGACUUGUGGUCGGAGCUGUUCCAAGAAUUUGUCUCCCAGUGUCUUGUGAAGAACCCAGAGAACAGAGCCACUGCCACACAGCUUCUACAGCAUCCAUUCAUUAAGGCUGCUAAGCCCAGCAGCAUCCUCAGAGCUUUGAUCACAGAUGCCAUGGAAAUUAAACUGAAGAAAGUGGAGGCCGAGCAGAGAGAACAGGACCAAGAGGACGAAGACAACUCGGACGAGGACGAGGUAGACCAGGGAACGAUGGUGAGGGCGGGCACUAGCGAUAUGGGCACCAUCCGGGAGGCCGGUUCGCUAGGGGGCACGGCGAGGACCAUGAUCGAGCAGAGCGACAUGGGCACCAUGGAGUCUCAGCUGGGCACCAUGGUGAUCAACUCAGACGAUGACGAGGACGAGGAGGCCGGCACCAUGAAACGGAGAGAUGAGACCAUGCAGCCCGCCAAGCCGUCCUUCCUGGAGUACUUUGAGCAGAAAGAGAAGGAGGCCAACUGUCACGACGACAGUGGAGAAGACCCAGGACACAACGCUGACAACCGCAAACUGCCUGCGGAGGGGGACCUAGAGGUGAUGAAAACAUGGAGCGUGGAGGAGCUGAGGUCACGGCUGGCCUCCCUGGACCCCCUGAUGGAGCAGGAAAUCAGGGAGAUCCGCCAGCGCUACCUGGCCAAGCGCCAGCCCAUCCUGGACGCCAUCGAGGCCAAGAAGCGACGCCAGCAGAACCUCUGAGGCACUUUGACAUGCCCAUACUCAAACGUCUUAAGUGGACUCUUGGUCAUUCACACUGGACAAUGACACGGACAGAUUACUUCUGUUCAUUGCUUUGGACUCCUUCAUUGCUGUUCUUGUCUUUUUCUUUAUAGGAAAACCACUUAAUGCCGCCAAUCAUGCAUGUUUUUUUUGUCUUAAGUUAUUUUAAUUUUUUUGUUUAGGGCACUUGAGACCUCAAGUAUUCUUUUUUUUCACUCAUGUGGUACAAUUGUAGUAUCUUUCACUGUUGGUACUCUUGAAACAACUGUUGCAUUGGUAAUUGAAAAAUACUUUUAUACCAUCCACUGUAUCAUUUUGUGUGUUUUACCACUUAUGUAAUUUGGUACUUAUUCCUUAAUUUGUAUUUAGGUUCUCCAUACUAUUCAUUUUUCAGCACAGUACAAUAUCCUGCCAAAGGGAAGUUCAAUUUACUUCAUGGGUAUACAGUGCCUUGCGAAAGUAUUCGGCCCCCUUGAACUUUGCGACCUUUUGCCACAUUUCAGGCUUCAAACAUAAAGAUAUAAAACUGUAUUUUUUUG
Molecule: messenger RNA, 2337 nt
Organism: Oncorhynchus mykiss (rainbow trout)
Lineage: Eukaryota; Metazoa; Chordata; Actinopteri; Salmoniformes; Salmonidae
Product: serine/threonine-protein kinase 4
Biological process (GO): signal transduction; protein phosphorylation
Cellular component (GO): cytoplasm
Molecular function (GO): ATP binding; protein serine/threonine kinase activity
Source: RefSeq, a predicted model, not a curated record